Boleophthalmus pectinirostris (great blue-spotted mudskipper) is the source of this 1562-nucleotide messenger RNA. It is a transcript of the gene ndufaf5, whose product is annotated as NADH:ubiquinone oxidoreductase complex assembly factor 5. The record is from RefSeq and is a predicted model, not a curated record. Gene Ontology annotation, cellular component: mitochondrion. The transcript is spliced from 12 exons. Lineage: Eukaryota; Metazoa; Chordata; Actinopteri; Gobiiformes; Gobiidae. The coding region runs from base 1 to 1359 and encodes 452 amino acids. Gene Ontology annotation, molecular function: S-adenosylmethionine-dependent methyltransferase activity. Gene Ontology annotation, biological process: mitochondrial respiratory chain complex I assembly.
AUGUUCUCCGGGCUUGUACCAGGACCAGUGCGAUACGCGCCACAAACUCCUUUUCUCCCGGAGUUUUACGACGCUGCGGCCGGUGUCUGCGUUGUUCCCCGCACACUGUCGUAUCAUUCCGCGCUCUCCUCGGUUCACCGCGGCCUCUCGUGUCGCCACACCCGCUCUACCGGAGAGUUCACGUGUCGCACUGUUACCGCGGCGCGGCCUCGUCUGGACCCGGGUCCGUCCGGCUCAGCUCGGGUCACCGACACCGCGGUGCCUCCAGGGAUUCGGCCAUUUCCCUCACGUGCUCAUGUAAACAAGCCGAUGCCGGUCUCAAUGCGCAUGCACUCCGCCCACAUUAGACACGCCUCCAUUUGGUCCCAGUCCGGCUCUAGACUCUGGACCCGCCUCAGACCCGGGUCCCUGGUCGGUCUCGGGUCCCUGGUCCGGGCUCAGUCGUCUCAGUCCGGGGGAUCGGGUAUGAAUGUGUUUGACCGGAAGAUGAAGCGGCGUCAGCGGGAGUGGGCGGCGGCUCAGAGCGACGCCGCGCUCUUCGACUACGUCCGGGAGGAGGUGGGCAGUCGAGUGGCGGACCGGGUCUACGACAUCGCGAGGUCUUUCCCUUUGGCUCUGGACCUGGGCUGUGGGCGGAGCUUCAUCGCAGAUCACCUGACCACAGACGUGGUGGAAAAACUGUAUCUUACAGACACCUCCCCCAACUGUCUGAGGCGUCUCAGACCCAGUGAAAUCUCGUCUCGUCGUGUUUUGGCCGAUGAAGACUUUCUGCCGUUUAAAGACGACACGUUCGACCUGGUCCUGAGCAGCAUGAGUUUGCACUGGGUGAACGACCUGCCCGGAGCUCUCAGAGAGGUGUGGCGCGUGCUGAAGCGGGACGGCGUGCUGGUGGCGGCGCUCCCUGGUGGUGAUUCUCUGUAUGAGUUGCGUUGUUCUCUUCAGUUGGCGCAGUCGGAGCGAGAGGGCGGAGUCUCGCCGCACGUCUCGCCCUUCACCGCCGUCACCGACCUCGGCAACCUGCUCGGGCGCGCCGGGUUCACCCUGCUCACCGUGGAUACAGAUGAGCUGCAGGUGCAUUACCCUGGACUCAUGGAGCUUUUAACCGACUUACAAGGGAUGGGGGAGAGUAAUUGUGCCUGGAACAGAAGAUCACUUCUGCAUCGAGACACGAUCCUCGCAACCGCCGCGGUCUAUAGAGAGAUGUACGGAAACCCAGAUGGAUCUAUUCCUGCGACCUUUGACCUCCUGUACAUGAUCGGCUGGAAACCCCACGACUCUCAGGCCAAACCUGCCAAACGUGGAUCUGCCACUGUGUCUUUUGGAGACUUGUCCAAGAUCUCGACCCCUGAGACCAGCUGAGACCAGGACCAGGACCGGGAUCUGGACUCAACCAGGACCAGGACCGGGAUCUGGACUCAACCAGGACCAGGAUCCGGACCGGGAUCUGGACAGAAGCAGGACCAGGACUGGUCCUGGAUCUGGACUAAACUCGUAGAUUGUGUUUGUGUAAAAUGUGACUUGUUGAAUUUUUUUAUGGUGAAUUAAAUAAACUCCAAACAGAA